Messenger RNA from Nothobranchius furzeri (turquoise killifish), 12867 nucleotides. Its product is annotated as R3H domain-containing protein 2. Lineage: Eukaryota; Metazoa; Chordata; Actinopteri; Cyprinodontiformes; Nothobranchiidae. The record is from RefSeq and is a predicted model, not a curated record. Gene Ontology annotation, molecular function: nucleic acid binding.
AGCUGCUAGAAAUAGCGUCAAAGUCGCUAAGUUGGCAACACUGUGGAGGAGCGCUUCAUUUGCAACUCAGGGCAGCGCAAGCGGGAGGAGCAAAUAAUCGGCUUGUUUUGAUUUUUAUAAUCGUUCAAAACUCAGAUCGUAAUCGUGAUUAAAAUUCGAUUAAUUGAGCAGCCCUACGAUGACGUCACAGCGCAGCGAUGAAUACUGUCCGAAUUCCAAGAAUACUCAUUCUCGCGUCCUCAAACGCGUCCUCGCUCCGCCCACAUUUCGAGGACGGGUCUGUUGUAUCCUCACAGAACAAAGCUAUCCCAGGCACCGGCUGUGGAUUUUCAACAGGAAGAGAAAAUGGAGAGAGCUACAAAGUUUUAAAUGUAAGUUUGUUAAAAACUAGCUGUAGAAACCUAAAAAGCUUAAAGCGGUUCUGUUUAUAGACAUGAAUUGUUUGUAUUUUUGUGUUAUAAAUGACAUUUUAGGCAGAAAUCAGCCAGAACGAGUUUGUAUCGCAGGUCCCAGUUAUUCCCUUGUGUGUGUGUGUGUGUGUGUGUGUGGCGAAUUAAACUUGUCAUUUGUUUUAAGGACAACGGAGCAAAGAAGCGUUUUUAAUAAGCUUAGAGGUGAAGAGUGAAGCUGUUUACACACACAACCACAGAAGUUCUUCUGUGAAAAGUAGUUUUACAUUCAGGGAUUUACACAGCUGACACGUUUUAAUGAAGUAAAAAGUGUUUGUGUGAAGAAUAAAAGUUUUAUCUUCUCAUGUGGAUAAAUGUAAAAAUGUGUUUAUUGCCUUUUUGUCACCUGUGGUCUCUGAUUUUCUCUGUAGGACUGCAGGUGUCCAGGGUCAGGAGAGGCUUUACCUGUUGGUCAUCCUGGGAGAGAGGCCUUCUACUGUCAUCAUGUUAAUGUUAUUUAGCUGUUUGAUAUUUGAACACGUUUAUCAAAACAAAUACUAACUGAUAACUCUUUCUGGUCAUUGAUUUUAUCACCAGUUUUAUUAUUACAGAUGUUUUUGAACAUGUUACAUGAACAGAAAAUGUAAAGAUGAUAAGGAGACAAGAUUAUUUAUAAUACGUUACACUUAUUUACAGAUCAAAACCAGUAUGGACCGGUUAUGUACGGUUAAAGCAGGAUUAACCUGACUCUUCCUGGAUCAUUUAUUUAAACUGAGUGAGCAGGAAGUCUUUAACAGUGCAGCUGGAUCUGCUGCAGGAGGAUCCAGACGUGGAUGGAGGGCUGGAGCAGACCCGUGGCUGGACGUUUCUGGCCAGAGGAACAUCAUACAGGACGGUCUGCAGAGAGCUUUGGGAAGCUUCCUCUCACUGUCCACUCCAUCGUCCAUCUACAGGGCCUACAUUGAAAACACUUCAGUGCUAUUUUAUUAAAAAGCCUGUUAAAAUGUUUUACCCCCAUUUGAUGCUAAAUAAGUUCUAAGGUCCAAUUUACAUUAGAAAACAUCCUACUGCAUUUAACAUUUAUAAUGCAUUUGGUUUAUAUUAAUUACCUACAUGAUAAUACUGUAGAAAUAUGUUGUGUAUGUUUAACAAGUUCAUUCUGUAGCUUAAAACAUACAUGAAACCAUCUAAAGUUAACAUGUAAGUCCUGAAAGCUUCUAGAAUAAACAAAGUUACUUAACCUGAAAACGGUUGUGAACAAACGCUGCUGAUGGACGUGAAGCUGCUGCAGCUCCUUAAUAUUCCUGCUCGAUUUUCGCUAGCUUUAGCAUUUUUCCUUUGCGUGUAGCUGCCACCACGGCUGUGACGGGACCUACAGGCCACCGUAGACGUGAAGGCUAGACUGUCCGAAUUCAGAGCCGCUGGGUUCCGGUCUUAGCAGUCUGGCAAGGACCCGGCUUUGCUAGACCGGCGAGGACCUGUUCUCAUAAGCAUCCUGCCUGUGGAUUCAGACACACCCUAGGAUUGGGACAUUAUUACAUUUAACUUGUACUAAGUUUUGUAACUUGUAACAUGUUUGUAACUGUGACUUUUGUUUUGUAGCAUGUAAUGAAUGUUUUGUAACACGUAACUUUCAUUUUGUAAUGAGUAAUUUUUGUUUUGUAACAUGUAACUUUUGUUUUGUAAUGCAUAACUUUAAUUUUGUAGCAUGUAAUUCUCAAGUACAAAACAUUUUGUCCCAAUUCUAGCUUGCUUCCAACAAGAAUUGUCUUCGACAGGAAUUCAAGACUCAUGAUUGGUUGGUCAGACAAAGCCUGUCAUUGUUUUUUUGGGAAGGAAGCUAGAUUUGGGACAAAAUGUUUUGUACUUGUAGACUUUAGUUUUGUAACUGUAGACUGAGAUGUGUGUUUUGAGAGUUGUGAUUUGAAACUUGUACAUUUAUUGUUUUCUGCAAGUUACAAAAUGAAAGUUUCAUGUUACGUACCAAAUGCUACGUGUUACAAAACAAAAGUUACAUGUUACAAAACGAGAAAUACAAGUUAAAAAAUGGAAGUUGUGUGUUACUAAACAAGAAUUACAUGCUACAAAACAAAAGUUAGUUACAAAACAUGAUGCAGCUUACAAAGCUUAGUACAAGUUACAUGUAAUAUUGUCCCAAUCCGAGUUCCAUACAUACGAUGUACAUUGGUGAUAUGGUGAUGUUGUGACGAACCUAAAAUUCAUAUUUUUGGCCUGUGGGAGGAAACCAAGGAAGGUGGAGAAAACCCACAUGUGCAUGGGGAGAACAUGUUUACUCCAUGAAGAAAUGCCGCAGCCAGGUUUUAAACCUGCAACCUUCCUGCUGUGAGGCAACAGUGAUGCCAACAAUGCCACAGUGCAGCAUUUGGCGAAAUUUGCAACUACGCUAUAUGAUUUGUUAACUGAAUAUCACAAAAUGGUGUUUGUUAAUCCUGUAUCUCUGCCAUGUUCAGUAAGAAGUGAAUGUUGGCCUAUAAGAGGGAACACACACACACCACCUGUGGCUUUUAAAACCAAAACAUUCAGAAACUACACAGGAUAUAGAAACAUGUUUAGUAAAAUAUAAGAUGACAUUUUUUUCUGCAUUGCAGUCUUUCAAAAAUGUGAUAUUACUAAAGCUGUAUAGGGUGAUGUAACAAUGUUUUUCUCUGGUGUCUCUGGCUGUGAGUAAAACCAAAUGUCUCAGGGAGCUCCAACAUUGAAAUGGAUUUAGUACCAGUCAGCACCUGUACAAGUUUUAAUUAAAUAAGUGUGCUUGGUUUGUGAUUGCAGAUACAUUUCAAUUACAGAUAUUUGUCUAGAUCCUUGCGUUGUGGAACAGCAUGUUUUAUAUGGUUGCUGCUUUAAGGGAAAGAUCAUUGAGAAAAGGAUAAUCUAUAGUAAGAUCUGGUGGAUGUGAGUCAUUGAAUCUACAGUCUGCUGUUGCUAAGGCCACCAGUGAGAGAUGGAACAUCCUGCUUCUCUUUCAAUAUGUUUUCCCCUUGAUACCCUGCAGGUUGUGGACAUAUGUACUCUCUCUCCUCUGUUUUGGGGAAAUAUCAAUAUAAUAACAUACAGGUUUAUGAGGAAUUCAUGUCAAAAACAGCCUUAUUUUGGUUGGCUGUAAUAAAGGAGAUACAUUUUUAUAACAGACUUUAAUAAUAUCUACUCUUAAUUUAACAACUAUAUGCCAGGACAGUUACUGCAACACUAUAGUUUAAACUAAUACUGUGAAACUAUGUAACCACUGUCUAGUAAGAAGUAAUCAGUUUGUGUCAACCAGGUAUCCAUUUCUGCCUCUGUCUCUGAAUCAGUGUUUGCAACAGCAUAAGAAGAGUGGCUUUUUCUAGAGAGAUUUGAUGAGCUAUUUAUAGAUCCCUGCCAAAGCACCAAGUGUGGUGCUGUUGCUGCUGCUUCUCUUCUCUUUACUGCUCUUGAAUCUGUUCAUUUACCUCCAUCUUUAUUUGUUCCACCUUCUUUCAUGUUCUGUUUUCUGAGCUCAUUUACUUCUAAUGAGUUUUCCUUUAAGAGCUGUUUCAUUUCAUGUUUCCACUUAUGUGUUUUUCAUUACUUUCCCUUUAAAUGAAUUAUUGAUCACAACAGAAGGGAAGUGACUGGUUGCCUUAAGUUUAGCUUUAGAUUGAGCCUUGGAUUGGCUUUAACUUAUUUGAGUAGCGAUGAUCCAGACACACAGAUGUGGAAAGUCAGUGUUGAUGUUUUAGAUCCAUAUUCUGGUUGAAAUAACACUUGUAAACAGUAUAAAGAACGACCACGUUCUAGUGUUCUGUCUUGUUUGAGUGAUGCAGGUAGAAGAUGAAACGUGUGAGAUGCUGCUGUUCAUCUAUGGAUUUUUCUAUUCCCCUUUCUCCUUCUUUCUACUAACUAAGCCUCAUGCUUUCACUCUUGUGAAACGGGCUACCUAGCUGUUCAAGUCCAGAAGCAGCUGGACCGGCCCUAGGGCAUUAGAUGGUAUUAGUUCAUUGCCAUCCACUUUAUCCCAGUCAUGUGGUCAACCUAAGUCAGAUCUUUCCCCAGGGUCAUGCUAGGACAGCAAAGUCAUUAAUUGGUUUGAUGUCUCAGCUUAGGUAAGGUUAGCAUAUUCUUCACAAAGUAUUGGGUUGCAAUUUUUUUGCCUGCAGAAAUAAGUAUAUAAGAUUAAUCACAACUAGUUUUGUUUUGGAUCUGAAGGAAGCAAGCAUGUGUACUUGCUCAAAAAGACUCUUCACUGAGAAACCAUUUUUUCACUCAUUGUUUUUGAAAAUGAUCGGUCACUCUGUUAGGGCUGGGCAAUAUAGCGUGGUUGCAAUAUAUCGUGGUAUAUUGAGGAAUUUACUUUGAUAACGAAAAAUGGACAAUAACUAUAUGUAUGCGCAAUAGGGCUGUAGCGAAGCGUCGAUGACAUCGACGGCUUGAUUCUAAAAAUUCGUCAACGUCAGAUCCGGUAGUCGACGCACCACACCCACUUGUUGCAUCCCCAGGAGUUUGUAAAUAGAGGAGGAAUCUGCCUGUUUUUCCUCUAGUUCGCCCUCUUCUCCGCCUUCACUAACAUCUCCACCAAAUACUGAAGACCCAGAACAAUGUCCGUCCGCUACUAGAUUCCUUUCCUGUUUUGCCCGCCUUCGUCUCCAGGCAACGGACAACAACUUCCGGGGUCAGAUGCGCUGCUUCGUCUCUACCGCAGAUGUAGAAAAUCGCAGGGAGCGUAUCCAGGGGCGGUUCUGGACCAAAUUUUCCAGGGGGGCCACAGUGGGGCCAGUAUUUUUUCAUGGGGGCGCAAGAAAAAAAAAGGGAAUAAUUAGGGCAAUAUCAAAAUUGUUUUUUGUCUCCGCCAUAUGACUAAUUUUGUGCUUUUGCACAAUUUUGCCAAAGGAAAUUCCUAGUACUGUGAAACUACUCACUUUUUUGUUCUCUUCUUUUUCAUAUCUAUCUUUACUAUAUUUUGGGGAUCAAAUGUAUCAAAAAUUUUCCUUUACUUUUUUCCAUCUAUGAUCUGCAUUCCCACAUUCUACAUGUCACCAGAACAUAACCACAAUAAAACCAGUGUUAUACAAAAUGGAAGGCCUGUAGCGUUUAUUCUCUUACAGUAACAAUUUAUCAAUUUUUUUGAGGAAUUUAUUUGAGAUUUUUUGGUUUUUAUUAACUGUGCAAUAGAAAAAUAAUCGUUAGAUUAAUUGUCUAAAUAGUCAUUAGAAUAGUCAACUAUUCAGUAAAAUAAUCAUCAGAAUAAUCAUUUUAAAAACAAUCGUUUACCCCCAGCCCUAAUGCGCAAAAACAAAAGUUGUUCACAAGAUGGGGCUGUCACCUGUGUUAUGUUGAGUCUCACUGCAAUGUGACUCGAGGUAGUACAGCUUCUUAAAGGGACAUGAACGUUGCCAACCUACACCCAUCCAUCCAUCCAUCCAUCCAUUGUCAGAACCCGCUUUGUCCACAUAGGGUGCCAAUCUACACACAUCUUUUUAUCUAUUUUUUCUUUAAAUCUAUUGACAUUAUUAAAGUGAUAUCAGUUAGUCAGAAAUCUUGAUAACGAUAUUGUUUUGACUAUUAACCCUAGUUAACCCACCGUAAAACGUCUACAACAUCACCAAUAAAAACAAAAAGACAAUGGCAAAAAAAGUUUAACUGAACGCUCGCAGCAAAAGCAGAAACAGUGACAACAACCAUUAGGAUUGCUCCAUUUCCACCUAGGAAGUGGUUGAAGUCUCUUGUGUGGGAAUAUUUGAGAUAUUUUAGGUAUAUUCCCACACAGGAGACUUCAACCACUUCCUAAGUUGAAAUGGAGCAGUCCCGAUGGUUGUUGUCACCAGUUGUUGCUUCUGCUGCAUUCACGCGUUAAGAUUCACUUUUGUCCAUGUGGUCGCGCUAUUGUCUUUUUGUUUUUUAUUGGUGCUGUUGGAGAUGUCUUUACGGUGGGCUAACCAGGGUUAAUAGUGAAACUGGUUGAUCCCUGCAAUCCUAGCUGACUGACAUCUGUAGCGGUGAGUUUGUCAAAUUGUUCGUUGUCCAGUCGAAUGCAGAGGUCCUUUGAAAGACAAUAGUAGAUUCCAACCCAUGACUGAGAUCUGUCGAUGGGUCCUGGCCAGACUAUAUAUUCACUUGUAUAGGAUGAUCUGCUAGGCUACAAGUAUUGUAAUUAAUUUUAAUCUUUUUUUUUUGCACAAAGUCCUGCAGCAAUUUCAUAAUGUUGUGAUUUCUGACGUAUAUGGCAAUAAAACCCUUAUGAUUCUGAAUUCCCUUUAAGUACUUAACAACUAUGAACCAAGUGUUAAGUUAGUUAUUUAUCUAUUUUGAUGUUCUCCAUCACUCCACCUCUAUAACAUAAAGUGUGGUCAUUCUCAGGUGUGUAUUUUGUAGUGAUCAUCCAUCCUGUUGUUAUCUUCCUCUUUGCCAUUUCAAGAUUACAUUAUAAUGAAUAAUUCCGCUUUACUGUAAUUAUUUUAACCUCAACACGUAGAGCAUACUCCGUUGUUGUUUUGACUUGGCUACACGGACUGUUAGAACACUGAUAUACAGUCACACAGUUCCUGUAACUUUCAGAGCCUCCUAAGAAUUGUUUUAUCUUCAAAUAAAUAUUCAUCACAAUUAUUUUCAUAGUGAAACAUAACGGGGGAUGCUUUGUGAAGAUAAAAGGAAAACCCCACUUUUCCAGAUUUUUCAGCUCAAAUUUUGCCUACUAAAGCUGGAUAUGCGUGCCACUAACUACCCAUAUAACAGACAUCUUUAACCUGUGGAAAGUUAUUCCCAUUCCUUUGGUUGCUGAACUUUUGACUGCUUCAUUUUUAUAACAUCUUUCAGCUGACGUUUGCAGUUAAGUGGCUGCAGGGGGUGCAUGUAAAUAUGUUGCCUUGUGAGAUUUGGGUUUUUCCUUGCUAAUGAGAUGGCUUCAUUAUUUUUCUCCACUGCCUUCCCUUCAGACUCCCAUCUUCUCAGUGUCAUUGCAUUUAGACAGUUGCAGCAGUGCUCCUGUUUCGCCAGCAGCUGUCAGUACUUGAGGCUUAUUAAGUUCUGCAGGCAUGGGCUGCAGACAGAGAUUUCAGAUAUUUGCAGUGAAUGAUGUCUAGUGUGUGCCCCCCGAGACAAUGUGACGUAGUGUCAUUGUAAAAAAUAAAAGAAUACCAAGCCUUGAAUUGUAGCUACGAUAGCAUGAAUGUAUUUGUGAGCUGUCACUAUGGUGUGCUGCUGCUGUAUCAAGUGACGUGUUAGCUGAUCUAAGCAGCCCUUUAAACAGCUGGGCUUCUUGAAUGCACUGGUUUGGCCGUCAUUACAAUUAUAUUGUUACACAGAGGCAGAGAGCAAACAAGAUGUGUGGGAGAGAGAGUGAGAAUCCACACGAAAGGGAGGGUUUGAGAAGGGAGCACUGCAAACUGUGCGCAUAAGAGCGAUAGGAGAAGAAGGAGCCGGCUUGCAAGCAAGGUUUUCCGUUUUCACUGUUGUGCUUCAUUCAGAAAAAGAAAGGGGGCAGUCAAAAUAGACUUUUUGUACUAUUUUCUUGAAACCUGUUUAGAAAACCAAGCUGAGAUGCUGCACAAGAGGAAGGGCACACAAAGUGUGAAGAUGAAGAUAAGUACAUAAAGCUGAAGAUAGUGGCAGAGGUGAACUCUCUUCAACCACUUUAUACCUGCUGCAGCAAAUGGAAUUUUUGCAUUUAUGCUACAGGGACAGGGCUCCAGACUGUAGGCAAGACCAUGCUGCUGCAGUAAGCCGAAGGCAGAGAAGAGAGGCCCUAGACGACCUCUGAGGUGGUGUUUGGCCUGUUGGUGCCUCCCCUCCCCCCCUCCCUUCCUCCCUCCGUCCCUGGUUGGCAAACUGCUGCCUCUUCAGUUCACCUGAUCGCUCCCUACCCCCUAAAGCAGAAAUUUGCUAUGGACAGCACUGCGCCCCCUGCUGCAGCCCACCCCAGUACCCUACCUUAGUGGGUUUCCCUCAACUUUCUGCGUGCACUUUCUGCCCACAUUCACUGUACAUAGUCCAGCAUAGACCUGGUCCCACCUACAGCCACUGCUGGGUCCUCCACCUUAUCCCCUUCCCACUCCCACCCUCUCCCCUCCCCUAAGAAGAUGUCAGUGAGCCUGACAACCGACAUCCAGCAGGAGGGAGAGAGUGGGCCACUAAUUGUGCCCUGCAGUCGAGGCAAGAGCUCUCCUCAACCACAAGGUACCAAGGAUGGGACAGGAGAGGGCCUGGAGCCAGAAGAUAGCUCCUCACAGGAUCCACAGAAACGAACUCAAAACCACAGUCAUGGUAGGAAAAAAGCCAAGUCAAACGCCAAAGUGAAGCUGGUGCGGAGUCUGGCAGUAUGUGAAGAGCCCUGUGGUCCGUUUUCGACCGAUGGACCUCCAGAAUCAGAUAUCAUCCAGCUUCACAUCAGCUGUCCAUCAGACAAAGAAGAGGAAAAGUCCUCCAAGGAUGAGUACGAAAAUGAAGAGAAGCAGAAGAAGGACAAGGCUCCGCGAAAGAUGCUGUCUCGUGACUCCAGCCAGGAGUACACGGACUCCACAGGCAUUGAUGUUCACGAGUUUUUGGUCAACACACUGAAAAACAAUCCCAGGGAUAGAAUGAUGCUGCUUAAACUAGAACAAGAUAUCCUGGAAUUCAUUAACGACAAUAAUAAUCAGUAUAAGAAGUUUCCUCAGAUGACUUCGUAUCAUCGAAUGCUGCUGCACCGCGUGGCUGCAUACUUCGGCAUGGACCACAACGUAGAUCAGACGGGGAAGGCCGUCAUCAUCAACAAGACGGGCAACACACGCAUACCAGAACAAAGGUUCUCUGAACACAUUAAGGAUGAGCGUAACGUUGACUUCCAGAAGAAAUUCAUUCUUAAAAGAGACGAUGCUAGUAUGGACAAAGAUGAUAAUCAGAUCCGUGUGCCACUGCAGGACGGGCGGCGUAGCAAGUCCAUUGAAGAGAGAGAAGAGGAGUAUCAGCGGGUUCGAGACCGGAUUUUUGCUCGAGAAGUGUCUUUCUUCUUACAGUCCUCUCAGAAUGGAUACAUCAAUGACAACAGACUUUCCACUGAGGGCUACUGUUCUAGCUCUCAAAAGAGGAGGCAGAUCUUUAGGGGAAACCGCGAGAGCUCCAGCCGGGCGUCUAGCAGCCGUCAGAGCAGCACAGAUAGUGACAUGAAGUGCCUGGAGCCACGGCCCUGGAGCAGCACAGACUCAGACAGUUCCAACCGCACCCUCCGGCCACCCGUGACUAAAGCCAGCAGCUUCUCUGGUAUCUCCAUUCUUACCAGAGGGGAUAGCCUUGGCAGCAACAAGGGAUCACAGGGAAGCUGCAAAGGCUCUCGUUCUGGCUUGCCUCUAGUCAGCCCUGAUGUGUGUCCUCCAUCUGCCUCCCAGUCCAGUCGUAGUCUGCUUCCCUGCCCACCUCAGCCUCCACAGCAGCCACCGACCCAGGCACCACCUCAGACUGCCCUGCUGCCCACCCCGCAGCAACACCCCAUGGGCAACCACAUGAUCGCACAGCCGGUGGCAUCUCUGCAGCCUUCUCAGCCUGUCUCCUACUCCAGUCCUUCCUGUCCCCAGGUUCUCCUGCCAGUUUCUCCUCCCCAGCAGUACACAAUGGGAGAGGAGCUGCCACCCCAGUUUACCCAGAUGACGCUGAGCAGACAAGGCUCCAGUGAGAACCCAGAGCCGCCCCCCAUGUAUCAGGCUCCUCCCACAGUGCUUUCACAGCACCCACCACCUCAGACCAGCUACAUCAUGGCUACCACGGGUCAGCCUUUGCCACCCCCAUCUGGCUACCAACCUGCUACUGGACACCCUCACCCUCCACCUCCACCACCUCCUCCAUCCCAGCCUGUCAUACAGGCUCCACCUCCUCCACAAGGCUACAUACAACCUUCACCUCAACAGAUACAGGUAUCGUACUAUCCUGCUGGUCAGUAUCCCGGCUCAGGCCAGCAGUACCGUGUGUCCCAGCCAAUAUCCCACCAGGUGUCUUACCCAGCCCAACGAACCCAGCCCAUGCCUCAGCCCGCUCAGCAGUCAGGUCUUCAGACCAUAAUGCCCAGCCAGCAGCCAAGCUAUCAGGGUAUGAUGGGGGUGCAGCAGCCCCCAAACCCCGGUCUGCUAAACUCCCAGAGGGCAGGCAUAGGAGGGCAGAUGCAAAGCAUAAUGGUCCAAUAUCCACAGAUGCCAUCAUAUCAGGUACCAGUGGCCAGUGAAAAUCAGCAGGUGGUGCAGCAGCAGUACCAGCAGCAGGUCAUGGUACCAGUCAGCCAGUCUGUCCAAGGCCCCAUGCCUGUCUACUACAGUGUUAUCACACCCACACAGCAGAAUAGCACAAGCCCAUCAGUAGGUUACCUGCAGCCUCCCAGUUCAGAGCAGUUUCAGAUCACACAGCCUCCGUCACCCUGCAACCCUCAACCAUUGCAACAGCAAUAUUCAGCUCCUCCUGGGCCUGGGGUGAUGGUCAUGCAGCUGAGCGUCCCCAACGGACCACAGCCUUCCCAGAACCCCCCUCUGGUUCAGUGGAACCCAUGCAAGUAUUACAGCAUAGAGCAGAGGCCCAGCAAACCUGGAGAACUCUACAAACCUGAUAACUCUGCGCAGGCCACCACUCAGCUGACGAGUCCUCUGGCCUCCCCCACUCAGUCUCCCACCCCAUCUCCCUCUGGCAGUGUCGGCAGCGUCUGUCCAGGUCUGGGACCAUUACCUCUUAUUUCCCAGUUCCCGCGGCCGGGAGGACCAGCUCAAGGUGAUGGUCGUUACUCUUUGUUGGGACAGCCUCUCCAGUACAGUCUCUGUCCUCCACCUCUCAUGCAUGGCCAGUCCUCGUACAGCUCCCACCAGGGUCAAGGGGUGAUGAAACAUGGGGCGAGAGGGAAAAAACAAACACUCAAAUCAGCGUCUACAGAUCUGGGCACCACUGAUGUAGUGGUUAGCCGAGUUCUCGAAGUGACCGACCUGCCAGAGGGGAUUUCACGUCCAGAAGCCGAGAAGCUUUUCAACCAACUUUCCAUGUGUGGCGCCAAGAUCCAGUGGCUAAAGGAGCCCCAAGGAGGCCGAGGAGUAGCAGGGGGCUGUGGCCCCGGAGCCAGCAUGAUGGGAGCCGGAGGAGGGAAGUACGACAGCAACGAUCCGGCACACCUCUACACAGUAGUGGCAGUGUUCCCCAGCACCAUGGCUGCCCAGAGUGCUUCCUUCAAACUGAACAACAGCGGGGCCAGCCUCUUCAAACUGAGGGCUGCCAAAAAGAACUAUGACCUGCGUGUGCUGGAGAGAGCCAGUUCUCAGUGAGAGGAAGAGACGGCGGGGGACAGACGGACUCUUGGCGAAACAGUGGAAAAGGAAGGAGGACCGAGGGGGCGGGACCGCUCUUAGUGUACAAUUUAAAAUUAAACAAAAAAACAACAACUUGAGUUAAUUAUGUGUCAAAUGUAUAAAAGGGAAGAAGGUGUGAAACAUGAGGUGGCUGGUGUUUGGUUGCAAAUCAGAUUUUUGUCGUUUGUUUUUAUUCAUCAGAUUUGUUUGGUAUUUAUAAAGCAGAAGAGCACACAAGACACGCGAGCAUGUGUUUCAAUGUUGCUGUGGAAUGAGUGCUGCCACCGCAUGCGCACACACACACACACACACACACACACACACACACACACACACACACACACACACACACACACACACACACAGCUCAAAAGACACAAACGGACACAAAGUGCAGGCAACAGGGUCACGUAGCACAUAAUACACUGGACAGUCGAUCCCAGUCAGAACUCCUCCUCCCCUACUGUUCUACAAAUCCUUUUUCUGCCAGCGCGUUCUCUUUCUCUCCUUCUUUGGCUUUCCAUCACCCAGUUGUCCCAGAAUCUGACAUAUUUAUAAAACUUCAUACGCACAGUUGCGCACUCUCUCUGCUCUCCCCAGCUGCUCCUCCUUUUCUCUCUCUGUUUUUCCCAUUUUUCCUCUCUCUCUCUCUCUCUCUCUCUCUCUCUCUCUCUCUCUCUCUCUCUCUCUCUCUCUCUCUCUCUCUCUCUCUCUCUCUCUCUCUCUGCUUAUCUGUUCCUCUCAUGUAGUGUCACUGCUCUCUCCUCUCUUGCUUUCUGUUUGCCUUACUGCUGUUGUGGGUUUCUGUAUUGCGCUUUUUCUUUUCUGAAAAGUAUUUUUUUUGAGGGUUCGAUAUAUUUAUAUAAGUGAUGUAAGGAAUUAAAUGAAAUCUAUAUAUUCAGUAAUUUCUUUUGUUCCCAAGUGACAAAGUUUAGGCCAUCCUUUACUCCUUUCUUCCCAAACCCACCCACCCCUACAUUUGUUUCCUCCUUGCUUCCCCCUUCUUCAGCCCUCUCCUCUCCCACAGCCGUCCCCCCAGCUUCUCUCAGACGUCCCCAUUUGUGUUUGCAUUAUUUUCGUUGACAGCUGUGCAGAAGGUAUCAGAAGAAGUAGUUAAAGUGCACAAUGAUUGCAUAUGUCUACUGUAAAUUUAAUUUAAUCUGUUAUUUUUGUUUGUUUUUAAAAAAUAUAAAGUUGAGAAAAAUCUAUUAAAACAA